UCGAUUUACACAACCGGCUCGACGAAGCCCAAUUUUCGGGUGGAGAUAUGCAAUAAGUGCCACCCGUUUUUCACAGGGGAGCAGCGCAUCAUCGACACUGAGGGGCGUGUGGAGCGCCUGAUGCGCCGGUUCAACUUGCAGCAGCAGUAA
Messenger RNA from Geodia barretti, 150 nucleotides. The record is from the annotation of a GenBank genome assembly. Lineage: Eukaryota; Metazoa; Porifera; Demospongiae; Tetractinellida; Geodiidae.